AGGAUCUUAUUCUUAUUGGCUCUACCUCUGUUUGUGGCUGGCGUUCUCAAACAAGGAACUUUAUCAAGUUCGGGUGUAUAUUGGCUUUUUGUAUUGCCGGUUUAGAAAAGUUAUUUAUAUAGUAAAUUAUUUAUACCCAGAAACUAUGGAUAAGGUAACGGAACUCAAAGACAAGGGAAAUGCUGCUCUCCAAUCUAAUAACUGUGAUGAAGCAAUACAAUGCUAUACCGAGGCAAUAUCGUUGGAUUCAAAAAAUCAUGUUUUGUUCUCCAAUCGGUCAGCGGCUUAUGCAAAAGCUGGUUCUUAUCAGAAAGCACUAGAAGAUGCUGAGAAAACUGUACAGCUGAAGCCUGACUGGGCUAAGGGCUAUUCAAGAAAAGGAAGUGCGUUGGCUUACUUGGGCCGUUUUGAGGAAUCUGUUAAAGCGUAUGAAGAAGGAUUGAAAUAUGACCCAAAUAAUGCCCAGAUGAAGGAGGGCCUAGCGGAAGUUCAGGCUCAGAUGAUGGGCCAAUUUACAGAUGAUCCAAUGGCAAGUUUUAAAAGCCCCUUUAAAUCACCGGACAUAUUUAUUAAACUGCGCAAUGAUCCAAGGACUGCAGAAAUGCUGAAUGAUCCAGAUUGUUUAAAGUUAAUCAAUUCUUUGCAGACGAAUCCAAACGCUUUGAGUGACAGAUUUAACGACCCCAGAAUGAUCACAAUCCUUAGUGUGCUCCUCGGCUUAAAUUUGUCUGCCGAGAAUGAUGAUACUUCUCCCAUGGAUGUGGAUCCACCUAACAGAUCAACUCCUCCACCCACUAAGUCAACGCCCACUCCACCCCCACCCACAGAGGAUCCCUCCCUCACACCCCAGCAAAAACAGGCACAAGAACAAAAAGAACUAGGAAAUGCUGCAUAUAAGAAGAAAGAUUUCGAAAAGGCACUCGAACAUUAUAACAAAGCCGUGGAACUCGAUCCGUGUGAAAUAACGUACCUGAAUAAUAUAGCCGCUGUAUAUUUCGAGCAGAAGGAUUAUAAGAGAUGUAUUGAACAGUGCGAGAAGGCUGUGGAAGUGGGUAGAGAGAAUAGAGCAGAUUACAAGCUUAUUGCCAAAGCCUUUUCCAGAAUCGGGAACUGCUACAGAAAAUUGGAGGAUUGGAAACAAGCGAAAGUCUUUUACGAGAAGUCAAUGUCCGAACAUAGAACGCCAGAAGUAAAAACAGUAAUAUCUCAAUUGGAAACAAAGAUCAAAGAAGAAGAAAGGAGAGCAUACAUCGACCCUGCAAAAGCCGAGGAAGCAAAGGAGAAAGGAAACGAUCUCUUUAAGAAAGGCGACUAUGCCGAAGCGGUAAAAUAUUAUACAGAAGCAAUCAGGCGGAACCCAGACGAUCCAAAAUACUACAGUAACCGAGCUGCCUGUUACACCAAGUUGGCAGCCUUUGACCUCGGUCUGAAGGACUGUGAUGAGUGCGUCAAGUUAGACCCUAAGUUCAUCAAGGGCUGGAUUAGAAAAGGGAAGAUACUGCAGGGAAUGCAACAACAGAGCAAAGCCAUUACAGCGUACCAGAAAGCCCUAGAAAUUGACCCGAAUAACCAGGAGGCGUUGGAAGGCUACCGGUCAUGUUCCGUGGCCGCCAACUCUAACCCAGAAGAGGUGCGGAAAAGGGCCAUGGGUGAUCCGGAGGUGCAGGCGAUUCUACGAGACCCUGCGAUGAGGUUAAUACUGGAACAAAUGCAGAGUGAUCCUAAAGCCCUUCAGGAUCACCUUAAGAACCCUGAGAUAGCGGCGAAAAUCCAAAAGCUACUGGAGUCAGGGUUGAUAGCCAUCCACUGAGCAGUGCGGCGCAGCAAUUGUACUGCUAGCGAUACCAUUCCGAGGAGAUAAGACUUGUGAACCGUACUGUUCAUCGGUUUUGUUUCUUUUGAAACUGUAUAUUCUUCAAUAAUUUCUAUUUUUUAUAUACAUGCAGAACAUUUUAAAUCAAGUGUAAGUUAAACCGUGUGUUUUUUGUUUUGUUUAGUGUACUUACAACGUUUAGUAUACAAUACAUCAUGUUCCUAAUUACGGAAAUGAAUUUUUGAGCAUGAAUGUACAAUUUUACAACUAGUUUGAAUACCGCACUACAGCUAUAGGAAUAUAAAUAAAUUUAAAUGGUGCCAAAGCGUUGUUUUUGUUAUAUUCCCUUGUUGUUUGAAUAUAAAGUCAUACAUUUAAUAUUUUUUCUGGGCCAUUUGCAUUUUUAUUGAAUAAUUUAUAAAAAAGUCUACCUCAUCUAUGUAAUUUUAAUGAUUUGAUGUUUCUUUCACAUGGUGUGGCCAGAAUUAAAGCACAAGACAGUUUGUUUUUAUUUAUCCUAACAAGAAAAUCGGUAACCGUUUUGAAUUUGUGCAUGUUAAGUUAUUCACGUUUUGUGUACAUGUAUUGUAAAACCGCGUCUUGAACCUGUUUAAUAAUAAAGCUUGAAUCAAAGAUGCUCUGCUCCUACUCGAUAAAACAAUAUAGUGUAAUAUUAAAUUAAAUCUAGCGACUAAGCUUAUAAAAUAAAAGCAAAUUUUGUAAACCAAUAUCGCAUAUUUAUUAAUUUUUCCUGAAAGUGUAAAUUUUAUAUAUACAUAUAUGAGUAUAUUACAUCUUGUUACUGUCUGAGACAACACAAUAUGUCUGCCUUACUAGUUAAAUUAUGGUGUGCAAGAGUAUCAUUAUUUCUCCUCUAAAAUUAAAAAUUGCAAUUUUAAGAAAACAAAUGUUUUUGAUAUACUGUUAAAAAUAUAAUGACACGUUUGUACUGGACUAUGUUUACAAAAAUCUUAACAACUGAUAAGUUUAAACAGUUUGCAAUUAAUUACAAGUCUGCUUGCACAUUCCUAUCAUAUUGAACAAUAACAUGGCAGAUAUGUUGUGCAUGAUGCCUUCACUGAAUUAAAUUUAUUUGAAAUAA
Molecule: messenger RNA, 2915 nt
Organism: Homalodisca vitripennis (glassy-winged sharpshooter)
Lineage: Eukaryota; Metazoa; Arthropoda; Insecta; Hemiptera; Cicadellidae
Gene: Stip1
Product: stress-induced-phosphoprotein 1
Exons: 11
Coding region: 146-1810 (554 amino acids)
Molecular function (GO): Hsp90 protein binding
Source: RefSeq, a predicted model, not a curated record